CGUUUUUUUUUAAUUUGAAAGUCAAAUUGGUGUGAUGUGGAUUGACAAUGUUGAAGAAAAAGCGCGUGAAACGACGGAGCUUGCGGGUGAAGAAAGCGGACCAUCGCGGCAACUCUCAUCUUUUUUUGGGGGCCAAGUUUCCUCGCCGCUGUUUUCCGGUUUCUCUAAUGAAGGAUAACGCAAAUUAUAUAGAAGACCAUGGCCAGACACAAAGUGGCGCCUCCUGCUGCGGCUUUUUUCCUCCUGCUCACAGUUUCAAACUUGGCGAGUUUUGCGGGCGCCCAGCAAAUGUGCGACUCGCGCGAGUACCAGAUGUGCAUCACGCUGGCCGACCCGUUGAUCCGCAACCCGAAACUCGUGUUUCCGGACACGAUGGCCGACAUCGACGAGGUUUGCCGCACGUGGGCCAAGUUCGUCGACUGCGUCAAGCGGUACACGGACCGCUGCUUUUCGCCCACGCGCCGCCUCCAGUUCAACCAGGCCGUCCAGCGCUCCGUCGACUCCGUCCACCAGAUGUGCACCCAGACACCCUAUCAGACGGAGUACCUGAGUCACGCGUCGUGCAUCAAGGCCACUUUGAAUUCAGAUUGCACUCGGCAGUACGGCCGACUGGCGGAUUUGGUGGCCAGCACGCGACCUGUGACCUCUCGAGUGCACAUUUGCUGCGCGCACCACGAGUUCCGCGAGUGCGUGAUCCGCGAGACGAAGCGUCGGUGCGACAGGGACAUUGCCGGACCCGCGUCCCGGUUCGCGCUGCACAUCCUGGACAAGGCCCUCAGCUUUUUGCACGAGGACUGCACAAAUUACAUACCCAUGACUGGAGAUUGUCCAACUGGUGACACACCCACGGACAAUCAGUACCAGAAUGACCUCGGCACCACACGGAAAUAUCCAACGCCGCGAGGAUUUUUGGAUGACCUCAAUGACAUUCGCCGUAACUAUCGGUAUUGGAGCGAGAGCAGCAGAGUUCCUUUUGGUCGAAGUUCCAGCAGAUUCCCGGAAGCGCCUCCGACACCGUCGACGACAGAACGGCCAGUUGAGUUUUCCAUGCCCGGAGACACGACCUCCUCCUCGGCUGCACCCUGGACGCCACCCCCAAACCCUGCAGACGUUUGGACUCCUGGAAAUGGUCAACUGAUUAAUGAGGUGCCGACGACAAAACGGCCCUUCUACCAGCCUUCGACGGAAGCGCCCUGGGGCCUCGGCGAGACCUCGACCCGCAUCUCCUGGGGUGACGACAAUGAGAACUACGUCCACAGCACCGUGUCCUGGUACCCUGAGGCGGCCAUCCACCACAACGGCAUCAUCGACGAGCCCAACCAACAGGGUUACAAGGGCGCCGCCUCGGCUUUGAAACCCGUCGGAGCCCUCUUGGUGUUGUCGAUGGCGCCGCUGGUCCUGCGCCGAUUGCUCAGCUGAAGAUCCGAAUUGGCUGCUGCAGAGAUGUAACCGCGCUCUCUUUUUGUACAAAUUGUGUAAUGUUAAUUAGUCUUACUGCUUCAUAAAUUGUCUAUGAAAUAAAUAUAUAAAUAUGAUUUCUAUAGCUGUA
This is a messenger RNA of Neocloeon triangulifer, 1549 nucleotides long. RefSeq lists its product as uncharacterized. The coding region runs from base 199 to 1419 and encodes 406 amino acids. The record is from RefSeq and is a predicted model, not a curated record. NCBI's taxonomy places the organism in Eukaryota, Metazoa, Arthropoda, Insecta, Ephemeroptera, Baetidae. The transcript has 8 exons.